This is a messenger RNA of Zea mays, 4178 nucleotides long. Its product is annotated as filament-like plant protein 4. Lineage: Eukaryota; Viridiplantae; Streptophyta; Magnoliopsida; Poales; Poaceae. The transcript has 6 exons. The record is from RefSeq and is a predicted model, not a curated record. The coding region runs from base 682 to 3777 and encodes 1031 amino acids.
GUGUGUAAACAGUUUAGUAUACGGUACCAAUAGUGUCUUGCACACCCUCAUAUAUCCUCGGCUGGAGAUGGCCUAAAGAGCACCGCACGGAGCACCUCCAUUCCCACCUCUCCCCUAGCCUAGCACACCUCUAUUCAAAACUAAAAUCAAAACUAAAACACAAUCACCUCCACACCACUCAUACAGCAGCAGAGCCGCAUUGCCAAACCGGGCCAGCCGCAGUGCAGCGCCCCCACACCGCGCACGCGCCGCGCCGGGGAGGCGCCACCACCCGUCCACCCUACGCGCUUUCGCCUGGCGCUAGCGCUCGGUAGUAGUAGCAGGCUAGCUGCGGGAGGAGGCGAGAUUCCAAAGGGGAAAAGGCGCCGGGAGCAAAAGCGUAGGCGAGGUGCGGAGGGGGAAAAGCGGCAGUGGGCAGCGGGGAGGAGUCCAGUCCAAUCCAGCCGGAUCACGGCCGACGCGGAAGCGCAGGUGUGACUGGCUGGAAGGCAAGUGUGCUCGGCAAGCGACGCACGCCACCGACACCUCUCCCGUGGCGAUCGGAGCCGCGCGCUAGAUCCAACACCCUCACCGGAAUCGCGGCGGAUUCCGGCGCCGGCGGCCCCGCUCCGGAUCUGCAUUCCGCGCAGGGGCUUCUCCUGACUGCCUCGCGCCCUCGUCUCUCCAAAUACUCUGCAAGCAAUGGAUCGGCGCAGCUGGCCUUGGAAGAAGAAAUCAUCUGAUAGAUCAUCAAAUGCAGAUGCGUUGCAGAAUUCUAAUCAUGCUGAACAGGAAGAUAAAGCUCCAAAGUUUGUGCAAAUUUCACCUCAAACAUAUUCACAUCUUACUGAGUCAGAGGAAAAAGUAAAAGUUUUAGAAGAAAAUGUGAAGGUCUUGAAUGAAAAACUGUCUGCUGCACAAUCUGAGAUCACAACUAAAGAUGCUCUUGUGAAGCAGCAUGCAAAGGUUGCUGAAGAAGCAGUAUCAGGUUGGGAGAAAGCUGAAGCAGAGGCCUCCGCACUGAAGGUUCAGCUAGAAACUGUUACAUUGUCUAAGCUAGCAGCUGAAGAAAGAGGUGCUCAUCUGGAUGGUGCAUUGAAAGAAUGCAUGAAGCAAGUAAGGACUGUUAAAGAAGAAGGUGAGCAGAAGCUACAUGAUGUAGUAUUUGCAAAAACCAAACAGUGGGAGAAGAUAAAGGCCGAGUUCGAAGCAAAAUUACUUGAAUUUGAACAGGAACUCAUAAGGGCUGGUGCUGAGAAUGAUGCACUCACAAGAUCACUUCAAGAACGGGCAGAACUAUUGAUGAAAAUUGAUGAGGAAAAAGGUCAAGCUGAAGCUGAGAUCGAAAUUUUAAAAAGCACAAUUCAAUCAGGUGAAAGGGAGAUAAAUUCGCUAAAAUAUGAAUUGCAUGUUGUCUCCAAAGAGCUUGAAAUCCGCAAUGAAGAAAAGAAUAUGAGUGUGCGCUCAGCUGAUGUAGCAACUAAACAGCACCAGGAAGAUGUCAAGAAAAUAUCAAAACUCGAAGCUGAAUGCCAAAGAUUACGCGGCCUUGUUCGAAAGAAGUUACCUGGCCCUGCUGCACUAGCUCAAAUGAAAAUGGAGGUGGAGAGCUUGGGUAGAGAAUAUGGAGACCACAGAGUACGAAGAUCCCCUGCAAAGAAUUCUAGUUUUCAUCGGCCUAUGUCUCCUGUUCCUGAUUAUGCAAUGGAGAACAUACAUCACAUGCAGAGAGACAAUGAGUUUCUGACUGCUCGUUUAUUAACAAUGGAAGAAGAAACCAAGAUGCUUAAAGAGGCAUUGGCAAAGAGAAACAGUGAGCUGCAAUCUUCAAGAAGCAUGUAUGCUAAGACAACAGGAAAGCUCCGAAGCUUGGAAGUUCAAAUGUUGACUGGAAACAAACAUAAGAGUCCAUCAACUCCAAACAUGGAUAUUCACUUUGAUGGUGCAUUUAGCCAAAAUGGAAGCAACCCACCUAGCAUGACUUCCAUGUCUGAAGAUGGGGUAGAUGAUGAAGGAAGUUGUACAGAAUCUUGGACCAAUGCUCUGGUAUCUGAGCCCUGUCAAUUCAAAAAAGAGAAGGCAGCCAAGAGCAGCACGACAGAAAGCUCCAAUAGGUUGGAGCUCAUGGAUGACUUCUUAGAGAUGGAGAGAUUAGCAUGUCUGUCUUCUGAAGUUAAUGGCAAUGGCAGUACUGUUGACAAGAUGAAGGUAGACAAUGUUGGGGCUACUUUUGCUGGCUUUACUGAAAGAGAUGGUGUUAAAGAUUUGCAGUCAGCUUCACCAAUGUCAGAAACUCCAUCUAAUAAACAGUGUCUGUCUGAGAAAUCUCCGCUUUUGAAUUUCCAGUCAAGAAUAUCUUCCUUACUGGAUUCUGAAUCACCAGAGAAUAAUGCUGGAAAGGUACUUGAUAGCAUCAGAAACAUUCUAAAGGAUAUUGAAGAUGAGGCAGAUUCGGUGAAUGUAAAUGGGACUCAUCCUUCAGAUGGGACCUUAAGUUCAGAGAGCAAAUUUGCCAUGGAUCAAGAUCUUAAGAAUGCCAUAUUGAAAAUUCUAGACUUUGUGAAGUUACUUGAUCAAGAAAUCUCCAAGUUUCAAGGCCAGUCACCUGAUUAUGAUGGACUAUGUGAGAAAACACAACAGUUCUCUGCAUUAGUCGAUAAAGUUCUGUCAAACGUUGAUGUUCUAAAUGAUAUUGUCAUAGCACUGUCUGUUAUCUUGUCAGAAACUAGCCAGAUUAAGUUCACAUUGUUGAGAGACAAUAGCAAUGAAGCAGAAAGUAAUAACUUAGAUUGUGUUGAUAAAGUGACUCUACUUGAAAAUAAGGUGCAGCUUGAGCCAGUAAAAGACAAUGUUCCUGGUAUCUGCCCACUGUUGCCUCAUUCAUCUUCUGAUCCUGAGUUUGAGGGGCCUGCUGAUGCUAGAUUCGAUGUUAAGACUGCAGUGAAGGUGUACUCGCCGGAGGAAUAUGAACAACUUAAAUCUGAGAAGGCAAAUUUGGAGGGAGAACUAGCAAAGUGCAACAAAAUAAUAGAAGAAACAAUGGCUAGGUUAAGUGAUAUGGAGAAAAAACUGGAAGACCUGACAUCUAAGUUGGCUGACAGUGAGAAAUCAAAUAGCUUGAAUGAGACACAGUUGAAGUGUAUGGCUGAAUCCUACAAGUCACUUGAAUCAAGGAAAAUUGAAUUAGAAAAUGAGAUAGAAGCGUUACGGUCCAGAAUAGAUGCUCUAACAGCUGAACUCUUUGAUGAAAGACAGAGUCAUCAGGAGGACUUAGUUAAAUACAGAGAUCUCGAGGAGAAGAUGGAAAGGUAUGAGAUGGAGAGGAGUUCAAUUCUUGUGGAUGAGGACCCAGACAACAAGUCAAAGCAGGAGAGAGAGAUAGCGGCUGCAGCAGAAAAGCUGGCAGAGUGCCAGGAGACCAUAUUGAUUCUUGGCCGUCAGCUGCAAGCUAUGCGUCCUCCAGCCGAGUCGCUAGGCUCUUCACCUAAUCGGCAACGCAUGGAGGAGUUUCUGAAGGAUGCGGCAGGAACAACCGCAGGAGAAUAUUUCCAGAAACCUUCAGGCCAACCUGAUACAGACCAGGAUAUGCUUGGGACAGGAAAUGUGUCUCCGAUCAGUGGGUACAAGACACACAUGAUCCCUUCUGAUGCGGACGUUAGCCCUUUCCCUUCUCCAAACACCUCCAAGCGCCCGAAGCAUCGAUCGAGAUCCUCUUCGUCUUCCUCAUUCACCAACCACCAGUUGCCAGACAAACAGAACCGAGGAUUCAGUCGGUUCUUCGCGAAGAGCAAAGAGUGAAACUAUUCCGGAUCGCGGUGUUAGGUUUGUUGAUUUUUGGCGCCAAUUGGGUGGGAUGGUGGUCAUGAAUUUCUGUAGAGCUAGUGAGGGAUGCUUGCUUGUGCGUUCUCUCAGGUCAGGUGAUUCCUUUGGGUUGCUGGAAUAAUACUCAGCUUGCAGUCGAGCGGGUUGUGGCGAGAGUGUGUGGGGGAAUAUUUAAGUUGUCAGUCUCUUCUGCUAGAGCUUUUCUGGGUUUCUGUGUGCUCGAAACCUCACUAAAACCUCACUGUACAUGUGCUUACUUGCUUGAAGGAGCUUGGCUGUUGGUUUGUGUUUAAUCCUCUUGUGAAUUAGCCCGUGUAUUGUGCUUGUACUGGUUUGGUGUACAAUUAACCUGCGCCCAUUUCAAGGGUAUUGAUGUC